AUGAAUGAGAGGAUGGCAACAGGAACAGCAUUGCAGAAAGCCAUUGAUCUGGUGACACGGGCAACAGAGGAAGACAAAAACAGAAACUAUGAAGAAGCUUUACGCCUAGCAUUGCAGAAAGCCAUUGAUCUGGUGACACGGGCAACAGAGGAAGACAAAAACAGAAACUAUGAAGAAGCUUUACGCCUGUAUGAGCAUGGUUUAGAAUACUUCUUGGAUGCCAUCAAAUUUGAAGCCCAGAGUGAGCGUGCCAAAGACAGUAUUCGUGCUAAGUGCAUUCAGUACCUGGGUAGGGCUGAGAAGCUCAAGGAGUUUCUUCAUGAAGGAAUGAAGAAAAAACCUCUCAAGUUGAGUGGGUUUCCUCCAUAUUGUCAUCCCUGUCGUGCUGCACUACAUUUGCAAGGAGGAGGUCGUAUUGAUCAUUCCAUUCCAGGUCUCAUUAUCUCAAAAUUUCCAUUCUGGGAACCUUCCAAAAGACCCCAUUUGUACCUGACUACAUUUCAAAUGUAUUUCUUGCCAUCGUUCACCCUUUCUCAUUACCUAGGGACGGGAAAGUCAUACUUGGCUAAGGCUGUGGCAGCAGAAGCAAGCAGCUCGACAUUCUUUUCCGUGUCAUUAUCAGCCCUAGUGUCCAAGGGGUUGGGAGAUAUAGAAAAAUUAAUGAAAAAUCUGUUUGACAUGGCACGCAUCCAUAAACCCAGCAUCAUCUUCUUUGAUGAGAUCGAUUCACUCAGUUCCUCUCGGUCGAACAAUGAGUUAGAAUUCGCCCGAUGCAUAAAGACUGAGUUUCCCGUCCAGACGCAAGAUGUUGGGGAUGACAAUGAAGGAAUAUAUGUGUUGGGAGCCACCAACAUCCCGUGGGUGCUGGAUGAAGCCAUUCGAAGGAAUUUUGAGAAGCGCAUCUACAUUCCUUUGCCUGAAGAAAAUGCUCGGACUGAGAUCUUCAAAAAACAUAACCUGGGGAAGAGGACAGAAGGAUAUUCGGGAGCAGACAUCAGCAUUGUGGUCCGAGAUGCUCUUAUGGGACCUGUGAGGAAAGUUCAGGCAGCCACACAUUUCCGCCGAGUGUCAGGUCCAUCUCGAGAUGAUCCCAAGAUCAUUGUGCAUACUUAUCUCACUCCUUGCUCGUCCGAGGAUCAAGGAGCCAUAGAGAUGUCAUGGAUGGAUGUUCCUGGGCAGGAACUCCUGGAACCUAAGAUGACCAUGAUCGAUGUCCUCAGAUCCAUAGCCAAUUUCAGGCCCGCA
Messenger RNA from Darwinula stevensoni, 1245 nucleotides. Lineage: Eukaryota; Metazoa; Arthropoda; Ostracoda; Podocopida; Darwinulidae. The record is from the annotation of a GenBank genome assembly.